ACAAAUAACAGGAAGUACAAACAGUCUUAAAGAGUCAUCAGUUCAGAGACUGUGACAGUCGAGAUCGAGAACAAGAAAGAAGUGAGACAGAGAAGCACGAUGGAUGAAUUCAGAUGGAUUCAAAUGUUUUUAUGUCUGAUGAUUCAGAUUGCAGUAUCUGUAAAUGAAACAUCCAUGUUUAUGAAAGUUGGAGAUGACGUCACUCUGCUUUGUCUAAAUGUGAUAGAUGAGCAGAAUUACUGUGAUGGUACUACGUGGACCUUUGCUUCAAGAAACAAACAAACAACAACAGAGCUGAUCACACUUGGACAGAUUAGUACAGAAGCCAAAACUAAAUCAGACAGACUGAGUGUUACAGCGAACUGUUCUCUGCUUAUAAAGAAGCUCACAGUUGAGGAUGUUGGUUUUUAUUACUGUCAACAAUACAAAGUCGAGGAAACACCAUCUAAACACACUCUGGUUCAUCAGUCUUUGGUUGAUCUCUCUGUUAUUACCUUGACUGAACAUAAGGACACUGAUAAGGUGAAGUUAAGCUGCUCUGUGGUGACAUAUGGAGAGUGUCAUCACACAGUGAAGUGGCUGCUUAAAGGUCAAGCUGUGGACAAAGAGAACAAAGAAACAGUGACUUCACAGACUGACUGCUCCACCACUCUGCCUGUUCUGAAGUAUAAUUAUUUAUACUCAUCACAUCAUAAAAUACUGAAGUGUGAAGUGACUGAUACUAAAACAGGAAAAGUGCAGCUGUUUACCUUCAGCCAUCAGACCUCAGGUGAGGAAACAGAUUUUGUAUCUUUGAGGUUCAUAAUUGUCUCUGUGGGAUUGGCAGCACUUUCAAUAACAGCUGUGACAGUCAACAUGUGGACAAAAACUAAAGGGAAGAAAACACAGAUGGAUAAAAACACAGUACAUUAUGAUAGAGAUGAAGAUGUUCCAGUCAACUAUGAAAAUGUGGGAGACUCUGCUGUUUCUAUCUGACUGCACUGAUCAACAACUUGCACAUAAAAUCACUGCUGUUAUGUUAUCAGUAUCAUCUCAUCUGGUUUUGC
This is a messenger RNA of Oreochromis niloticus (Nile tilapia), 1046 nucleotides long. RefSeq lists its product as uncharacterized. The transcript has 6 exons. Gene Ontology annotation, cellular component: membrane raft; external side of plasma membrane. Gene Ontology annotation, molecular function: protein tyrosine kinase binding; MHC class II protein binding. Bases 100 to 975 code for a protein of 291 amino acids. Gene Ontology annotation, biological process: T cell activation; positive regulation of ERK1 and ERK2 cascade; interleukin-15-mediated signaling pathway. The record is from RefSeq and is a predicted model, not a curated record. NCBI's taxonomy places the organism in Eukaryota, Metazoa, Chordata, Actinopteri, Cichliformes, Cichlidae.